Molecule: messenger RNA, 3083 nt
Organism: Clarias gariepinus (North African catfish)
Lineage: Eukaryota; Metazoa; Chordata; Actinopteri; Siluriformes; Clariidae
Gene: ryk
Product: receptor like tyrosine kinase
Exons: 16
Coding region: 425-2323 (632 amino acids)
Biological process (GO): multicellular organism development; cell surface receptor protein tyrosine kinase signaling pathway; positive regulation of kinase activity
Cellular component (GO): signaling receptor complex
Molecular function (GO): protein kinase activity; ATP binding
Source: RefSeq, a predicted model, not a curated record
ACUGAGAUUAUACUUGGAGGGGGUGGUGGUGUUGGUGGUACUGGUAGGACCAUGAAAGGAAAGACUGGGAUGAGACUUUAAGGGUUAUUUACGCGGUCUGAAAUGGUUGUUUUUUUGUCUAAAUACAGGCUUAUAUUUUGCGGAAAAGAAGCAAGAACACGUGAAAAGGGCAUCCAGACGUGUAAACCAACCGCGAGCACCGAGUGAGACUUAAAACAAAGUUAGCUAGCUAGCUCGCGUUGUUAGCGACGCGCUUAGCUCGCUUGGGCAGGAGCAGCGGAUCUGUGGAAGACGAAGCGGGAGGUUAAGCGUUGUUAUCAACACUAUACUGUAGUAAUGUUGCCCUCGGGAGGUCACUCGAGUUUUGGAUGAGGGUACAGACCGAGGCAGUGCUAAUACAGUGUGAGGGAAGAGUGAAAGUGCGAUGCUGGGGCAGAAGGAGGCGGCGCGGGGCUCCGGGGGUCGCCGGUCGGGGUGCUGCGCUCGGCCGCUUUCCGCCCUCAGAACACUCGGGGGCUGCGUGCUGCUCCUGCUGCUCCAGGCGGCCGUGUGUGUCGCCAGACCCGGAGGAAUAAUCAACACCAACAGUAAUAACAACCGCCCGAGUGUCAACGUUUACAUGAGUGAGGGCGAGGUGAAGAAACUUUUGGGUCUGGAUGCUGAGCUGUACUACGUGAGGGACGAUGUGGUGAAUCAUUAUGCUCUCUCCUUCAUACUGCCAGUACCCAGUGAGACCAACAGCCUGCACUUCACCUGGUACUCCAAGAGCAAGGUGGACUACAGGUUGGGAUUCCAAGUAGAGAACGCUGCAGCUAUGGACCAGCCUCAUAGCAACAUUUCAGCCAGUGGGGAGGUCCCGCUUUCACGCUCGGUUUUCAGAGUGGACCUCUUGUGUUCUGGGAAAGUGGACGGCGAGGCCAUUCUGACGAUCCAGCUGAAUCUGACGAUCCAUGCCAACAACUUCACAGUGCUCAACUUCAAGCGCAGGAAAAUGUGCUACAGAAGAAUGGAACAGCCAGAUUCCCCCAGAAUCGUCCCUCCAUUCUCCAACAAAACAGGACCAGACUUAGACAGCGCCCCGACGACAUCCACCAGAGUGUUCUACAUUAGCGUAGGGGUGUGUUGCGCCGUCAUCUUCCUCGUUGCGAUCAUUCUUGCUGUGUUACACCUGCACAGCAUGAAGCGAGUCGAGAUGGAUGACAGUGAGAGUGACAGUGGGAGUUCCCAGGGUCUUUCUCAACCCUCCACUCAGACCACACAGUACCUGAGAGCAGACACACCAAACAACGCCACCUCCGUCACCAACGUUCACGCUGGCUCUGCUCCCAUGCUGCAGCUCUCAGGUGCCUCCUUCCCCCACCCUGGUGCUCCCUCCCAUGAAAGCAAAACUUAUCCUUCAUUGCGAAUAGAGAAGAAUGACCUGAGAAGCGUGACCCUGCUGGAGGCCAAGGCCAAGGUGAAGGACAUCGCCAUCUCGAGAGAGAGAGUCACGCUCCGAGACGUUUUGCAUGAAGGAACCUUUGGACGGAUUUUCCAUGGUGUCUUGCUGGACGAGAAGGACCCGAGCAAAGAGAAACAAGUUUUUGUGAAAACAGUCAAAGAUCAUGCCUCGGAGGUGCAGGUGACAAUGAUGCUGACGGAGAGCUGUAAGCUGCGAGGGCUUCAUCACAGGAACCUGUUGCCCAUCAGUCACGUCUGCACAGAGGAUGGAGAGAAGCCCAUGGUCCUCCUACCCUACAUGAAUUGGGGCAAUCUCAAGCUUUUCCUUCGCCAGUGCAAGCUAGCUGAGGCCAAUAAUCCUCAGGCCAUCUCCCAACAGGAUCUUGUUCACAUGGCAAUCCAAAUCGCAUGUGGUAUGAGCUACCUGGCACGAAGAGAGGUCAUCCAUAAAGACCUGGCGGCCAGGAACUGUGUCAUCGACGACAGCAUGCAGGUGAAGAUCACUGAUAACGCACUGGCCCGAGACCUCUUCCCCAUGGACUACCACUGCCUGGGGGAUAAUGAGAACAGGCCUGUGCGCUGGAUGGCCCUGGAGAGCCUGCUCAACAACGACUUCUCCAGUGCCAGUGAUGUGUGGGCAUUCGGAGUGACUCUGUGGGAACUGAUGACGCUGGGACAGACUCCUUAUGUGGACAUCGACCCAUUCGAGAUGGCUGCCUACUUGAAGGAUGGCUACAGAAUAGCACAGCCCAUCAACUGCCCUGAUGAGCUGUUUGCUGUAAUGGCCUGUUGCUGGGCGCUGGAUCCAGAAGAGAGGCCAAAGUUCCAGCAGCUUGUCCAGUGUCUCACAGAGUUUCAUGCAGCUUUGGGGGCCUAUGUGUAAACUUCAGCCUCAGGUUUUGUUCUGGGCCUCACUAUCCAACAACAGGAAACAUGGCACCUCGCUAAAAUAAAAACAUUUUUCUCUUUCAGUGAUUUUGGGGGGGAGAAAUUGAACUGCUAAGAGUUUAAGACUUUUUCCCUGCUUUUUUUUUUUUUUUUUUUUUGACAAAUCACUCCUCAUGGAAUAGUAGAUCUCCAUUCAUUUUCACUGUUCAAGAGGAUCACCUACAACCUACAGCCUCAUCACAAUUCACACGUUUCUUAAUACUGGUGUUGAUGUGUUCCCAGGAAGCUAUCGUUCCUUUCAGCAGAGAACUUUUCCAGUUAAAGACAUUUGAGUUCAGCUGCUGAGUUUCCUCAUAAAGCUUAUUUCACGAUCCACACAGUCUGAUUUCUCAGAUUUUGCUUGCUUGGAUAAAGAUUUGUAUGUUGUUAUUGAUUCUUCAGUAAGGGGAACAGUCUCCGCUGUGUUGAAUCUAAAACACAGCUAUGAAGUGGAAUUUAAGUUUUUAUUAUUUUUUUUAUAUUGUGUGUGCGAAACAGAGUAUGUGCACAGAACGUUUGUCAGUCCUCCUGUUGGUACAUUUGUUCUGCUUAAAUGAGCUCAUAUUCGGCUCUGCCGCUGGUUAUCAGGAACAAAUCAGCUUACUGCCUUAAGUAUUUAAUUUUUUUCAGGACAGAGGAUAUGCAGAACUGUACUAAUAUUUACUUAAAACCAGUGCGAAACUGGCUCAUGGUACAUUUUACAGUAGCAAUAUAUA